This is a messenger RNA of Rhinichthys klamathensis goyatoka, 4059 nucleotides long. RefSeq names its product angiomotin (gene amot). Gene Ontology annotation, cellular component: plasma membrane; lamellipodium; bicellular tight junction. The transcript has 13 exons. Lineage: Eukaryota; Metazoa; Chordata; Actinopteri; Cypriniformes; Leuciscidae. Gene Ontology annotation, molecular function: protein binding; signaling receptor activity. The record is from RefSeq and is a predicted model, not a curated record. Bases 38 to 3265 code for a protein of 1075 amino acids. Gene Ontology annotation, biological process: regulation of cell migration; establishment of cell polarity involved in ameboidal cell migration; hippo signaling.
AAAAGAUGCAGAAGACGAGAGUGUAAAUACAACAAGCAUGAUUUCAAUCGAGGAGUGGAGCCCAGACCAAGUGUCCACAUGGAUGAAGCAUAUUGGAUUUCCUCAAUAUGCACAGAGUUUUGUGGAAAAUGGAUUUUCUGGAUUAGAUCUCCUGGAAGUCACUGAUUCAGUUUUAGAGUGGCUUGGCAUUCGGGACCUCGCGGACCGGCUGUGUGUUUUGGAGCAACUUGAGGAGCUUCUUCAGAGCAGUGACCCUAGUGAAUGUCAGCACGAUGAGCAGCCAGUAGUGACACACGACAGCAGCCGCACAGGGAGUGUGGACCGUGCCCGAAGCUCCUCCUUCCAUGAGGUGGGUAGGUCACGGGAGCUGGAAAUGAGGGCGGCAGCCUCAGUUUCCGAGGAUACAUCAGGCAGCAGCGGUAGUGGCCAUACAGUUCUGCAGCGGCUCUUGCAGGAGCAAAUGCGCUAUGGCGACGGCCGAAAUUACCUUUCCCUGCAACAACAGCAACAACAGCAGCAGCAGCAAGGUCCAGUGAGUGGAUACCCGGGCCCUGGCAGCCCAGGGGACGAGCUCUCGAUGGUCCCUCACAUUGCGAGGCAGGAGCCUCAGGGCCAGGAGCUGCAGACAGACAGUGGCAUGGAGAAGCUCAGCACACGCACUGCAGGAGGAGGUGGCGGAGGCAGUGGAGGCAGUGGAAGCUGCUUGAGCGGACAAGGGCAGAAUCCCGAAGACCUACCCACCUAUGACCAAGCCAAGGUGCAGUCACAGUACUAUCGCGGUCAUCAGCCUCAACAACAGAUGCCCCCGUCAGUAGGUGCAGCAUUUUAUGUGACUGGCCUCAGCAACACUAAAGUGCGACCCCCAGAGGGCAGGCCCACGGUACAGAGGGUGAAUGGAAGCAAAGUUCACCAAGAUGACGGGCUCAAGGAUCUAAAGCAAGGCCAUGUACGUUCACUCAGUGAAAGACUAAUGCAGCUCUCUUUGGCCACCAGCGGGGUCAAGGCCCAUGCGCCUGUUACCAGUUCACCACUUUCCCCCCAGUUGCCUCCACCUGGACUUCCAGGAGACUAUUAUAAACCCUCUGGGCCCCAACACAGGGGUCCACCACCAGACUAUCCAUUUAAGGCAAUGCCCUCUCCACCCAAACAGCAGCAGCACCAGCAGCACCAUCAGCACCAGGAGCCUGGACACUUCUACCCAGACCACCGUGGCACAAGCCAGCCAGCCAGAGCUGACAUUCCUCACGUCCGGUACCAGCCACCACCAGAGUAUGGCUCUUUCCGGUCAAGUAAGGAGAGUUCAAGUCACUCUCAAAGGUCUGUCCAUCAUCAUAGCCCUUCAUCUUCUGUUACGUCAGGGGGCUCUCUCUCCCGUGCUCAGUCUUCCACUCUCAGCAGCAUCUUGGCUUCUUCCCACCAUCCUCCACAUAUGGGUCACCAGGGAGAGCCCUUCCCCAUGUGUGCUCGUAGCCCACAGGGGCCCGGUUCCCACCAAGGUGAUCCAUACGGCCCAGGUCCAGGUCACCCUCCCCAUCAACGCAGCCAUGUGUUCCCUCAUGAUCCUUACGGGUCAGCUCCCAGGGGCCUCCACAUGCACCAGCACCAGUACCACCAACAGGGCUCCCAGCAGCAGCAACAGAAUCCAGGACAACACUACUCACAUCCACACUCCAUGCAGGGGGACCCUUACGCCAUGCUGGCCCGCGCCCAGCAAAUGGUGGAUAUGCUGUCCGAAGAGAACCGCUUGCUUAAGCAAGAGCUGGAAGUGUGUGGGGAAAAGGUGUCCAAACUACAAAAGCUGGAGACUGAGAUCCAAAUGGUGUCUGAAGCCUAUGAAAACCUGGCCAAAUCAUCCACAAAGAGGGAAGCUCUUGAGAAGACCAUGAGAAAUAAGCUGGAGAUGGAGGUGCGCAGGGUACACGACUUCAACAGGGACCUAAGAGAGCGAAUGGAAACAGCCAACAAGCAGCUUGCAGCAAAAGACUGUGAGGGCACCGAGGACAAUCGCAAAACCAUCUCACAGCUUCUGACUCAGAAUAAAGAGAGUCAGAGAGAGAAGGAGAAGCUGGAUAUCGAGUUGAAUUCGCUUCGCUCCACCAACGAGGACCAGCGCAGGCACAUUGAGAUCCGUGACCAGGCCUUAAACAAUGCCCAAGCAAAAGUGGUGAAGCUGGAGGAGGAGCUGAAGAAAAAGCAGGUAUAUGUGGAGAAGGUGGAGCGGAUGCAGCAGGCUUUAGCACAGCUUCAGGCCGCGUGCGAGAAGAGAGAACAGCUGGAGCAUCGGCUACGCACUCGACUGGAGAGGGAGCUGGAAUCACUGCGAAUGCAACAGAGGCAUGGUGGUUCUCAGAACACAGUUGGUCCUGAGUUCAGCACAGCAGCUCUGAUGGAACACCUGAGAGAAAAAGAGGAGAGGAUUUUGGCCCUGGAGGCCGACAUGACCAAAUGGGAACAGAAAUACCUGGAGGAGAGCGUCAUGAGACAGUUUGCGCUGGACGCCGCUGCUUCUGUGGCCACACAAAGAGACACGUCCUCUGUCAUCAUCAGCCACUCCCCCAGCAGCAGCUACGACACUUCGGUGGAGGCACGUAUCCAGAAAGAAGAAGAGGAGAUCCUCAUGGCCAACCGCCGCUGCCUGGACAUGGAGAGCAGGAUCAAGAACCUGCACGCUCAGAUCAUAGAGAAGGACGCCAUGAUAAAGGUGCUGCAUCAGCGCUCGCGCAAAGAUCCGGCCAGCAAAUUAGACGCCCCGGCCAUGAGGCCCUCCAAGUCCCUCAUGUCCAUCGCUAUGGGCACGGGCAGCUCCAGCGGCUCCAGCGGCUCCGGGCUGCUGUCACACUCUCUGGGCCUCAGCGGGAGCAGCCCCAUCACGGAGGAACGCAGGGAAGACCGCAGCUGGAAGGGCAGUCUGGGUGUUCUGCUGGGCCCAGAGUUCAGAGGUGACUCUUUGAGGACAGGGUCCAUCUCCUCCUCUCCAUCUCCAGUCCUGCCCUCCACCCCGAUGCCAGCUGCCACACACUCAAAGACUGGCAGCAGAGACAGCUGCACUCAGACGGAGAAGGGUCAGGAGGCCAGCAAGCCGAGCACACCUGCCCUGCAGAGCGUUCCCGGACCCAGCCGGAUCAGCAGCCCGAGCCCCGUCUACAUACCCGACCGCAUCGCCGAUGUGCCAGUGUUUCACACCAAUACAUUAGAGAGGAGAGCGCCAGUGCAGUCGCUCCCGCCGCAGGACGUGGACAGCGAGAUGGUGGAAAUACUCAUCUGAUCACACACAUAUUGAUAAAGAAACAAAGCAGGUGAAGGAAUCCUUCCCUCCGUUACACUUUCAGAUCAAGAUGUCGAGACAGAUGUUUAGGAACAAACUCUUUACAAAAAUCGGCGAACAACAACAUUCACAAUCAACACUUUUUUGUACAGUAUUGUCUGGUGGAAUUUCCCCCCCUCCAGACCUUCGGACCAAAUAUGCUGCCAUAAUCUUUUACAUUUAUUGCACUACUUUCUUUGUUUUUACUUAUUUUUUUGGGUAUGCAAUUGUUAUGUUGUGUAUAUGUACUAAUAAUGUGGCACUUGAGUAUCUAGCAAAAUGGUGAGUUGCCGGACAGUUAUGUGUAAAUACUGCAUUGGAAUACUGUAAAUCUGAAUGUCGUAGGGCCUUUUUUAUUCUAGGACGCAAUGUCUGUACGGCACGUUCUGUACGGUUCACAGCGCACUGUUUAAGAGCAAUGGACCAACAAGCAUUCACCUGUGUGUCCAGAAGCUCAGAAGUAUGUGAAAGUAUGAGUGACCCAACUGGUUUUGGGUUUGUCUGUGUGAGAGUCUGUAGUUUUUCCAAUCAUAACUAAGGUCUAUCAUUCCAGUAGAGCUCCAGCAGCCACAAACGUGCCUUGGUUGAGAGGUACCACACACACACACACACUCCGGACUUCCAGGUCUGUCCUUUCAGUUUGGAAAUCCUCCAAACCUCUCGUUUCAAUGUGAUAGUUACUCCAAAUUCAUUUUUUGAUAGCUUUUUUUCCCAGUCUUGUGGUUGCAAGCAAACUCUUGACCAAAGGAAUCUGU